Messenger RNA from Teleopsis dalmanni, 615 nucleotides. Its product is annotated as cytidine deaminase-like. Gene Ontology annotation, molecular function: zinc ion binding; cytidine deaminase activity. Gene Ontology annotation, cellular component: cytosol. The transcript is spliced from 2 exons. NCBI's taxonomy places the organism in Eukaryota, Metazoa, Arthropoda, Insecta, Diptera, Diopsidae. Bases 65 to 556 code for a protein of 163 amino acids. The record is from RefSeq and is a predicted model, not a curated record.
UAUUAGAUAAAUAAUUAAUUAAAUCAUUUAAAAAAAUUUUUCAAACUAAAAGAAGUAUUAAAUAAUGGAUGUACAUGCAAUAAGUGGUUCAAGAAAGCCUAAGUAUGAGGAAAAAGUAAGGAAUUACGGUGAUUUAGAAACUGAUACCAUCGAACUGAUACAGGCUGCAAUAACAGUUAAGAAAUUCGCCUAUAGCCCAUAUAGUAAUUUUAAAGUUGGAGCGGCUUUUCGAUCAAAAUGUGGACGUAUUUUUACUGGUUGUAACGUUGAGAGCUGUUCCUAUACACCCACCUGCUGCGCAGAACGUACUGCAAUUUCCAAAGCAGUUAGUGAAGGUUGUACAGAAUUUACAUCUGGUGCUGUAGUGGCUUAUGAAGAAACUGCCCUAACAACUCCGUGCGGUGUUUGUCGUCAGCUUAUUAUGGAAUUUGCAAAUGAGGAUAUAUCGCUUUACAUAACAAAGGAUCAAGAAGGAGUUCCGAAAGAAAGUAGUGAUGCUGUACUAUGUACAUCAAUCUAUAAUUUACUGCCUCAUGGAUUCAAGAAGAGAGAUUAACGCUAGAUUAUAGUUAAUAUAUUUCAUAAAUUAUUAAAAGCCAAAUAAAUAUAUUUUUU